AGAGCUUUUCCUUUUGAAACUAUGGCUAAAGCGAUAUCAAAGAAGCGAAAAUUUGUAGCCGACGGCAUCUUCAAGGCUGAGUUGGACGAGUUUUUGCGUCGCGAACUGGCCGAAGAUGGUUACAGCGGUGUCGAAGUACGGAUGUCUCCCGCGCGCACCGAAAUCAUCAUUUUGGCCACUCGUACGCAAUCGGUGUUGGGCGAGAAGGGCCGCCGCAUUCGCGAGUUGACCAGUGUUGUACAGAAACGGUUUAACUUUCAAGAGGGCACCGUUGAGAUGUACGCCGAGAAAGUAUCGGACAGAGGACUGUGCGCUAUCGCUCAGUGCGAAUCGUUGCGAUACAAACUGAUCGGCGGUCUUGCCGUUCGCCGGGCCUGCUAUGGUGUCCUGCGAUUCAUUAUGGAAUCGGGUGCCAAAGGUUGCGAAGUUGUGGUCAGCGGUAAACUUCGUGGACAGCGGGCCAAGAGUAUGAAGUUUGUGGACGGAUGGAUGAUUCAUUCCGGUCAGCCCACCAACGACUACGUAGACACUGCUGUCCGACACGUACUUCUACGACAGGGAGUGUUGGGUAUUAAAGUUAAAAUCAUGUUGUCGUGGGAUAUCACCGGCAAAAAGGGACCGAAACUACCGCUGCCCGACAACGUUAACAUUGUUGAGCCCAAGGAUGAGACAGUACCCGCUCAGCCCUAUUCCGAGUCGAAGGAAUCGGCCAAACCUGUGGUUCCCGUCGUUGUUUAAAAGAGACGAUUUUUGUUUAACAAUUAAAUUGAAUAAAUAAAAAAACAUUUAAUUAAGAAAAUAAUUUUUAUUUUAUUU
Molecule: messenger RNA, 816 nt
Organism: Oppia nitens
Lineage: Eukaryota; Metazoa; Arthropoda; Arachnida; Sarcoptiformes; Oppiidae
Gene: RpS3
Product: 40S ribosomal protein S3-A-like
Exons: 5
Coding region: 22-738 (238 amino acids)
Biological process (GO): positive regulation of apoptotic signaling pathway; translation
Cellular component (GO): cytosolic small ribosomal subunit; nucleus
Molecular function (GO): RNA binding; structural constituent of ribosome
Source: RefSeq, a predicted model, not a curated record